AUGAGGUCCAUAGUGAAGGUGUGGGCUCAAGUAAUGAAAGGUGUUAGGUGGGAUGUGUGCGAUGGUAAAAAGGUGAACUUUUGGAGAGACUGUUGGCUACCUAAUGGUAGGCCACUGUUGGAAUCGGCAGUGGACCGGAUCCCGGUGAAUCAGUUGGACUGGAAAGCCCGGGAUUAUGUAACCCAGGAGGGUCAGUGGAAUUGGGCUGCAUUCGGUCACUUGGUGGAGGAUGCGAUCAGAUUCGGGAAUGAAUUUGGGACCCUUAUGGAAGGAGAUAUGGGCAUGGGAAGGGCAACAGAGGGUGAGGAACUUUAUGUGGCUCAUGGCCAAAGAAAAAUUGUUGACUAA
Messenger RNA from Oldenlandia corymbosa var. corymbosa, 348 nucleotides. The record is from the annotation of a GenBank genome assembly. NCBI's taxonomy places the organism in Eukaryota, Viridiplantae, Streptophyta, Magnoliopsida, Gentianales, Rubiaceae.